AUGUCGGACGGGACCUGCGGCAGGUUCGCCCGCCAGCAUCCCGGACGCGGCUCGGCUUUCGGGCGUCGAGGCUCCUCGGCGGCGCCGCUGCUCAUCACAAGACACAUCAGCGCUUUCUUCCCGUUCUUCAAAGAGAGCUACCAGGGCUGGAAGGAUUCCAUCAGGCACAACCUGUCGGCCAACGAUUGCUUCAGGAUGGUGCUGAAGGAUCCGUCCAAGCCGAAAGGAAAGGGGAACUACUGGACGGUAGACGUGGAACGCAUCCCCCCGGAAGCCCUGAAGCUGCAGAACACGGCCAUCUCCCGCCAAGAGGAGGUGACUUUCGCCCCCGACCUCGGCCCCUUCGUGCUGCAGGGCCAUCCUUACGUGCCUCCAAGUGAUGCUCCGGAUCCCCAGACGACCCUCCCAGCCGAAGCCCUCCCCAUCAAGGAAGAGGAGGCCCCCCAGCCUCCCCCAUGCAAGGCGGCCUUCACCAUCAGAUCUCUGCUGAAGCCGCGGAGCGAAGAUGGAAGGGCCGAACCUGGAUCCCCGAGCUCAGAGGGUGCCUCCGUCAGCCGCCUCCAUCCUCCUCUUAGUGAGGGCAGCCAAGGGGGGCCCUGCCCACCUGCCAGCCCUCCCCAGCUGCCCCCCGCCUGCUGCACGGACUGUUUCCAGCUGCCUCCUUGGCACGACCAUGGCACUUUGUCCCCGGCUGGGGGUCCCUUAUCCCUGCCAACCUUUCUCGCCAUCCCGGCUUCGCUCAGCCUCCCCUGCUGCACUUUGGGGCCUGCUCCGCACGUGAGCCCUCCUUACUGGAACUUGGUGACGGCCCCCUACCCUCCCCACCCAUAUCCAGGCCUCUCCCCCGGCCCACUGGAAAUACAGCAAGCUGGCCUGGUGCCAGAUGCCUCCUGGCUGCCUUGGGUGGUCCCCUUCCAGCCCCUGCCCCCCCACCAUUACCCUUUCUGA
Messenger RNA from Ahaetulla prasina, 948 nucleotides. It is a transcript of the gene FOXH1, whose product is annotated as forkhead box H1. Gene Ontology annotation, molecular function: DNA-binding transcription factor activity; sequence-specific DNA binding. The record is from RefSeq and is a predicted model, not a curated record. The coding region runs from base 1 to 948 and encodes 315 amino acids. Gene Ontology annotation, biological process: regulation of DNA-templated transcription. The transcript is spliced from 3 exons. Lineage: Eukaryota; Metazoa; Chordata; Lepidosauria; Squamata; Colubridae.